CGCCACAAGCAUGGGUACCAGCGAUUGUGCUUUUAAGCUGAUCCGGGCUGGCAGUGAUGGGGAAAGUAUUGGAAAUUGCCCGUUCUCUCAGCGUCUCUUUAUGAUUCUGUGGCUGAAAGGUGUCAUAUUUAAUGUCACAACCGUGGAUUUGAAAAGAAAGCCUGCUGACCUGCAGAACCUCGCCCCGGGAACAAACCCCCCCUUCAUGACAUUUGACGGCGAAGUGAAAACCGAUGUCAAUAAGAUCGAGGAGUUCUUGGAAGAAAAGCUAGCGCCACCCCGGUAUCCCAAACUUGCACCAAACCACCCUGAGUCUAACUCUGCAGGAAAUGAUGUGUUUGCAAAAUUCUCUGCGUUCAUAAAGAACCCAAGAAAAGAUGCUAAUGAAAAUUUGGAAAAAUCUUUGCUUAAAGCUCUGAGGAAGCUGGACAACUAUUUAAAUAGCCCCUUGCCUGAUGAAAUUGAUGCUUACAGCACUGAGGAGAUCACUGUUUCCAGCCGGAAAUUCCUGGAUGGAGAUGAGCUCACCUUAGCGGAUUGCAACCUCCUACCAAAGCUCCAUAUAAUCAAGGUUGUUGCAAAAAAAUAUAGAAAUUUUGAUUUUCCACCUGAAAUGACAGGGAUUUCAAGAUACUUGAACAAUGCAUAUGCAAGAGAUGAAUUUACAAACACUUGUCCUGCUGAUCAAGAAAUUGAGUAUGCAUAUUUGGAUGUUGCAAAGAGAAUGAAGUAAACAGAAGAUGCCUCUGUUCUUUAUUGCUUCUGAGAUUUAGACAGGCACCAGCCAAGAUGGAAAAAACAAAAGCCAGCAUACAUUCUGCAGUGUAAUUUUAAGUUCUGC
This is a messenger RNA of Gymnogyps californianus (California condor), 841 nucleotides long. RefSeq names its product chloride intracellular channel protein 6-like. The record is from RefSeq and is a predicted model, not a curated record. The transcript has 6 exons. NCBI's taxonomy places the organism in Eukaryota, Metazoa, Chordata, Aves, Accipitriformes, Cathartidae. Gene Ontology annotation, cellular component: plasma membrane. Bases 11 to 733 code for a protein of 240 amino acids. Gene Ontology annotation, molecular function: D3 dopamine receptor binding; D2 dopamine receptor binding; D4 dopamine receptor binding.